Messenger RNA from Nomia melanderi (Alkali bee), 2963 nucleotides. Its product is annotated as glycerol kinase 3. Gene Ontology annotation, molecular function: glycerol kinase activity. Lineage: Eukaryota; Metazoa; Arthropoda; Insecta; Hymenoptera; Halictidae. The record is from RefSeq and is a predicted model, not a curated record. Gene Ontology annotation, cellular component: mitochondrion. Gene Ontology annotation, biological process: glycerol metabolic process; triglyceride metabolic process; glycerol-3-phosphate biosynthetic process.
GAGACCGCCGAACGUGAACCAGUGCGGCACGUAACGCGCGGAGCCGGACGGGGUCGGCCGCGGCGCGGGGCGAAGGGAAAGCCUCCGCGAGCGGAGGCACAGGAGACGAAAGGCAUCGGCGACGAGUCUCGCGCGUCCUCUCGGCCGAAUGUGUCCGGCACACCUUGCCGGUGCGCUAAUCAGCGAGCCCGCCGCGCGAUCCACCUUGCGCCCGUCCCUCCGUUUACGCGGAGCACUCGUUCCACGUGGAUUCCCCUCGAGCGAAUGAGAAUCGCGCGAACAGAGCCCGUCGGUACGAAAGGAAACGAAACGAGGGAGGCGAGCUGUGAUAGCAACUGGAGCGACCCACGGGGAACCCCUUGUCCACCGCCGGGAGGACAGUGGAUAGGUAGUUCGAAGGCAAAUUGACCGUCGAUCAUGGAGGAUGAGUUGAAGAAGAAACAGGAGGAGGAGGAGGAGGAGGAGGAGGAAGAGGAAGAGGAAGAGGAGGAAGAAGAGGAAGAGGAAGAGAAUGAUGAGAAAGAGGAGGAUGAGAUGUUCGACGAAUCUCCUAGGUUUCAGGAACUAGAGCGCACCCAAUCGGGCCGGAAAACGAGCAUCUUUAAAUUUUACUCGCACCAGCAGAAGUCCAAAGACGCGAUGCCAGGAUCGUCGAAGAAACCGGGCGCUCUUAUCGGAGUAAUUGAUGUUGGCACGCGGACCGUACGCUUUGUGGUGUUCAACGCGCAACACGUGACGGAGGUAGCCUCGCACCAGAUCGACAUAGAGGAGAUCAACCCGCGGGAAGGAUGGGUGGAGCAGGACCCGAGGGAGAUCCUGUUCGCGGUGAAGGCGUGCAUCAAGGACGUCGUGAAAAAAUUGGACAAGCUCGGGCUGAGCGUGGCGGAGAUCGUGACGAUCGGUAUCGCGAACCAGAGAGAGACCACUGUCGCGUGGGACGCGACCACCGGCGAUCCGUUAUAUAACGCCAUAGUGUGGUCCGACAUAAGGACCGUCUCGAUCGCCGAUCAGAUAAUAGCGAAAUUCCCGGAUCAAAGUAAGAACCACAUAAAACCUCUGUGCGGUUUGCCGGUCAGCCCGUACUUCUCUGCACUGAAGAUUCGUUGGCUGAAGGAAAAUGUGACGGCGGUCAGAAAAGCCAUAUGGGACAAGCGGUGCAAAGUCGGCACCAUGGACACCUGGAUCGUUUGGAACUUAACCGGCGGUAGAGACGGCGGGUUGUACAUCACCGAUGUAACGAACGCCUCGAGGACCAUGCUAAUGAACAUAGAAACCUUGUCAUGGGACCCCACGUUAUGCAGAUACUUCGACGUUCCCAUGCAAAUGCUGCCGGAGAUCAGAAGCAGCGCCGAAAUCUACGGCAAUAUUGCGAUCGAUCCGCUGAAGGGUAUCCCCAUAUCGGGUAUUUUAGGCAAUCAACAAGCAGCGUUAGUCGGGCAGAAAUGUCUAAAGAGGGGCCAAGCCAAGAACACGUAUAGAAGUGGCUGUUUUUUGUUAUGUAAUACAGGAACAACGAGGGUGUAUUCUUCACACGGUUUAGUCACGACGGUAGCAUAUCAAUUUGGUCCUAAAAGCCCGGCGGUGUACGCGCUGGAGGGAUCGGUAGCAGUAGCGGGGACUGCCAUUAAAUGGCUUCGCGAUAAUAUGAAGCUUAUAAAGGAUGUCCACGAAAGUGAACAUUUAGCUGAAAGCGUUUUUAGUACCGGGGACGUAUACUUUGUACCAGCGUUUACAGGAUUAUACGCUCCAUAUUGGAGAAAAGAUGCGAGAGGGAUAAUAUGCGGUCUUACCGCGUUCACCACGAAACAGCACAUAAUAAGAGCGUCGUUGGAAGCUGUCUGUUUCCAAACGAGGGAUAUUUUAGAAGCCAUGUACAAAGACUGUGGUUUUCCGCUGACCAAGUUGUACACAGAUGGAAAAAUGUCAACGAAUAACCUUCUUAUGCAGCUGCAAGCAGAUCUUUGUGGCACGCCAGUAUUUAGGUCGACUAUGCCGGACAUCACAGCGUUAGGAGCAGCUAUGGCUGCAGGACACGCGGAGGGCAUAGGAGCGUGGGAAUUUGAAGGGGAAGAAGUGGAGAGUGUGCCGACUGAUACAUUUCUGCCAACUACAACACCAGAAGAGAGGGACGCUAGGUACAAGAAAUGGAAGAUGGCGGUUGAAAGAAGUUUAGGAUGGUCUGCGGUUAAGAAGUCUGAACAAAUGACAGAUGAGAGAUAUUGCGUUCUGGCGUCGAUCCCUGCAAGUUGGUUCUUGAUGACAAGCUUUAUCUUGCUACGAUUAAGUUACUACUUAGAAAAUCGGUGACAACACGUUUACGUAAUUGAAGCUCAGGUUCAGUUAGAAGGCAGGUAGCCUAUGUUUGAAUUGCAAGUGCAGGUAGGAGCAGUACUGGCAAAAGAAACUUAACAAUAGUAGUACAAAACGCGGAUAACGAUGUCCGAAUUACAGAACAAAGAAGUAGUACGAGAAACAAUUUCGUUGCGAUAGAAUCGUUUACCUUUCCAAUUAAGCUUGCUACAGAAGACUCGUGAUAGGGUACUCGAAAGAAAGGCAGGGCGACGGAUACGAGUGCUAACAGAUAAUUGCUUUCAAAGGGUGAAAGUUCAAAAGAAGGAUCACGAAGGCACAGCAUCAGGACGCCCACAGAACUCGAAACUAUCGCUAUGUUUUAUCGUCUCUCGAAUGCAAGAUAACGUGGUAUUUCAAAAAAAUCUUAUAGUCAAGGUGUUCGCUUUACAGAUAUCGAAUCAGGCGCGAUUACGCAUACAUUUUUUUACGCUCAUAGGUUUCCACAAGUUGGACCUACACGACUCAUUAAUUUAUGAUGUGUAUCAUUUAAUCUAAUUUGUAUGCCAUCUCUUUUAUAUUCUUAAGCUAAUUCACUACGUUAUAAAUAGUCCUGUAUGUAUAUUGUUUGAAACUGUUGUAUUAUAAAAGCGUACAAGGAAAUACACGUUCAU